CUUCCGGGCCCGGCCCGAUGACCUGCUCAUCAGCACCUACCCCAAGUCCGGCACCACCUGGGUGAGCCAGGUACUGGACAUGAUCUACCAGAAUGGCGACCUGGAGAAGUGUCACCGGGCUCCCAUCUUCAUGCGGGUGCCCUUCCUUGAGUUCAAAGCCCCAGGGUUUCCCUCAGGGCUGGAGACUCUGAAAGACACACCGGCCCCACGGCUCAUCAAGACGCACCUGCCCCUGGCCCUGCUCCCCCAGACUCUGUUGGAUCAGAAGGUCAAGGUGGUCUAUGUUGCCCGCAACGCAAAGGACGUGGCCGUCUCUUACUACCACUUCCACCAGAUGGCCAAGGUGCACCCUGACCCUGGGACCUGGGACAGCUUCCUGGAGAAGUUCAUGGCC
Messenger RNA from Cebus imitator (Panamanian white-faced capuchin), 394 nucleotides. Its product is annotated as sulfotransferase 1A1-like. The transcript is spliced from 4 exons. The record is from RefSeq and is a predicted model, not a curated record. Gene Ontology annotation, molecular function: sulfotransferase activity. Gene Ontology annotation, cellular component: cytoplasm. Lineage: Eukaryota; Metazoa; Chordata; Mammalia; Primates; Cebidae. Gene Ontology annotation, biological process: sulfation. The annotation marks the transcript as partial.